AAAAUACAAACAUUUCGUUUUCACACAUGCUGCUGCCAUCGUAGUGAGUGGCUUGUUUAAUUGAAGACGGGAGUUACUAGUAUUAAUGAAAUGGAUAUCAAGGAUAAAAGAUGUGAAGUUUGUUGUAAAGAAUUUGCCAAGUACAGGUGUCCUCGAUGCUCCAAACAGACUUGCAGUGUAAAAUGUGUGAAGGAGCAUAAGGCAACAACAGCUUGUAAUGGACAGAGGGACAAGUCAGCGUAUGUGCCCAUCAAAAAAUACACAGAGAAUCACCUCCUUAGUGAUUAUCAGUUCCUUGAGGAUGUCGACCGAGCAACAGACAUUGCCACUAGGAUUGCGAAGAAAUUCCCAAACAGGAAUCAUAACAACAAAAAGUUUUUGAAGAGGACAGCCAAUCAAAAAGGAGUACGUCUACUUUUUCUUCCAAAUGUUUUCACUAAACACAAGCAAAAUACAUCUCGAACUUUCAAAGAAAGUCCAAGUACCAUAUUCUGGUGUGUAAAAUGGAUAUUUCCACAAUCGGAAUAUACUGAGAUCUUUGAAAAAAA
Anneissia japonica is the source of this 548-nucleotide messenger RNA. RefSeq names its product box C/D snoRNA protein 1-like. The annotation marks the transcript as partial. Gene Ontology annotation, biological process: snoRNA localization; maturation of LSU-rRNA from tricistronic rRNA transcript (SSU-rRNA, 5.8S rRNA, LSU-rRNA); box C/D snoRNP assembly. The record is from RefSeq and is a predicted model, not a curated record. The transcript is spliced from 6 exons. NCBI's taxonomy places the organism in Eukaryota, Metazoa, Echinodermata, Crinoidea, Comatulida, Comatulidae. Gene Ontology annotation, cellular component: pre-snoRNP complex; nucleus.